This is a messenger RNA of Dryobates pubescens (Downy woodpecker), 1693 nucleotides long. RefSeq names its product solute carrier family 23 member 1. The coding region runs from base 6 to 1661 and encodes 551 amino acids. Gene Ontology annotation, cellular component: membrane. Gene Ontology annotation, molecular function: transmembrane transporter activity. The transcript has 10 exons. The record is from RefSeq and is a predicted model, not a curated record. NCBI's taxonomy places the organism in Eukaryota, Metazoa, Chordata, Aves, Piciformes, Picidae. Gene Ontology annotation, biological process: transmembrane transport.
CGGCCAUGGGAGGGCUCGUAGCCGUCCCGCUGAUCCUCUCCAAGGAGCUGUGCCUCCAGCAUGACCUCCUCACCCAGAGCCAUCUGAUCAGCACCAUGUUCUUCGUCUCAGGAAUUUGCACCCUGCUGCAAGUCCUCUUUGGAGUCAGGUUGCCUAUUAUUCAAGGAGGGACUUUUGCAUUCCUUACCCCCACCCUUGCCAUGCUGUCUCUCCCCCAGUGGAAGUGCCCUGCUUGGACACAGAAUGCCACCCUGGUGAACGCUUCUUCGCCAGAGUUCAUCGAGGUGUGGCAGACGCGGAUGCGAGAGGUGCAAGGAGCUAUCAUCGUAGCUUCCUGCUUUCAAAUCUUCGUUGGAUUCUCUGGCCUGAUUGGAUUUCUGAUGAGGUUCAUUGGCCCCCUAACAAUUGCCCCCACCAUCACUUUGGUUGCCCUGCCUCUCUUUAAAUCAGCUGGGGAGGAAGCUGGCUAUCACUGGGGCAUCUCGUUCAUGACUAUUGCCUUCAUAGUUCUGUUCUCUCAGUACCUGAAAGAUGUCCCUGUGCCGCUGCCAUCUUACCAGAGAGGCAAGAAGUGUCACUUCUCUGCUGUCUACCUCUUCCAGAUCUUUCCGGUGCUGCUGGGGCUGUCCCUGAGCUGGCUUCUCUGCUACGUGCUGACGGUGACCAAUGUCCUCCCUGCGGAUGCUACCGCCUACGGCCACCUGGCCAGGACGGACGCCCGCGGCGAUGUUUUGUCCCAGGCUCCUUGGUUUCGACUGCCCUACCCAGGCCAGUGGGGAGUGCCAACCGUCAGCCCAGCUGGGAUAUUUGGCAUCUUAGCCGGGGUGAUUUCCUCCAUGCUGGAGUCCGUGGGGGAUUACUACGCCUGUGCCCGCCUGUCCGGGGCGCCGCCGCCGCCUAAGCACGCCCUGAGCCGCGGCAUCGGCGUGGAGGGCAUCGGCUGCCUCCUCGCCGGCGCCUGGGGGACAGGCAACGGCACCACCUCCUUCAGCGAGAAUGUGGGGGCCCUGGGCAUCACCAAGGUAGGGAGUCGAAUGGUGAUCAUUACCGGAGCCUGUGCCAUGCUCUUGAGUGGUGUCUUCGGGAAGGCUGGGGCCAUGCUUGCCAGCAUCCCCACCCCUGUGAUUGGAGGCAUGUUCUUUGUGAUGUUUGGAGUUAUCACAGCAGUGGGAGUCUCCAACUUGCAGUACACAGAUAUGAACUCCUCCAGAAACAUCUUCAUCUUUGGAUUCUCUGUGUUUGCUGGCCUCGCCAUUCCCAACUGGGCAAGCCAAAACAGUGCACUGCUGCAGACAGGAAUCAUCCAGCUGGACCAGGUGAUCCAGGUGCUUCUCACCACCGGCAUGUUCGUGGGUGGACUCCUGGGUUUUUUCCUUGAUAACACAAUUCCAGGAACCCAAGAGGAGCGAGGGCUCCUGGCAUGGAAGAACAACCACAGGGGAGAGGCAGACAACUCCCAGCUCCUUUCCAAGGUCUAUGAUCUUCCAUUUGGAAUAGGCACCAGACACUGUGCUGUCUCUUGGUUUCAGUAUCUCCCUGCUUGCCCAAAAAGGCUACCUGGCAGCCAAAGAACAGAUGAACUGAAGGCUGCUAGAGAAGACAGCAGUGUCAAAGCAAGCUCACAAAGCAAGUUGGGGCUCGGUGCUGAUACACAGCUGUAAGUGCUUGGCCUGCAGGUGAACUCCUCUCAGGA